Messenger RNA from Brettanomyces nanus, 1629 nucleotides. RefSeq lists its product as uncharacterized. The transcript has 2 exons. Bases 1 to 1629 code for a protein of 542 amino acids. The record is from RefSeq and is a predicted model, not a curated record. NCBI's taxonomy places the organism in Eukaryota, Fungi, Ascomycota, Pichiomycetes, Pichiales, Pichiaceae.
AUGAUUCGUCACAUUGUUGGAAGUGAAGAUCGGGAAGAUCUUCUUCCUCGUCCUGAAUCUAAGUCUAAAGAUAUUGAACUGCAACCGUUUACCGAACAGACCAAUGCUGCCGAUCCUUCAGAAGAGAUGAAAAGACCAUCGAGUACAUCGGAUGUGGUUCAUUUGAUUCUUGAUGGCCCGGAUAAUCCUUCGGAUGAACCUCCGAGAUUCCACAGUGAAAUUCUUCAGAGACUCGAGGAUAUUCCGAGAAGAUUAUCCCUUGAAAUCCCUUUCAAAGUAAGGGUAUUAGUUAUUUUGGGAUAUUACCUGUUUUGGCUUUUGAUUUUACGAUCGACAUUGUCAUCGUAUCUUGGAAAGGUACCGUAUUCGACAGAUAAAGGUGGAGAAAAGACCAAAAUACUGUCGUUGGCUUGUGGAGAUGAAAAGCGGAUCUGGAAAGGUCAAAACGAUGCCUGUGGUCUUAAUUCCAGAGAUUGCAGCCCGAGAAGUUUAGAUAUACCUUCGGAAUUGAUAAUAAGAUGUCCGGCUUUGUGUGAUAUUGGCUCCAUAACGUACGGUGCCAGAGAAGUUGGUGACCAAACUGUACGCUACGAGAACUUUUACGUUGGAGGAGGGUCUGACGACGGUGAUGCUUAUACCUUACCUUAUCGAGCAGAUUCUUUUCCUUGUGGAGCGGCCGUUCACGCGGGUGUUGUGUCUCCUAUUUUUGGAGGAUGUGCUAAAUUGGAGUUUACGGGACCUCAGUUCCACUUUGACAGUGUUCAACCAGUUCAUAGCUCUAUGAGCAAGUCCACGAAAUUUGAUAGCUUUUUCCCGCAGUCUUUCAGAUCGCUUCUUUGGUAUCCUCUUUUCUGGCUUGGCAUGCUUAAUAAUGUUACUUUUGAUCGAUUGGCCGUCGAUCGAUUCACUCUAAAGGAUAUAGCAGCUAUGCCUGGUUCUGUCACUACCACUAUUCUUCUUCUUCUACUUAUUCUGACUGGAACAGUUAUUCAAGCUCAUCAAUUGUGGAAAGCGGGUAGACUACGAAAUUACAUUAUUGGAUAUUGCACGUUGGGUUUAUCAAUCAUUGGUUUAUCACAUAUUCAUGGUCUUCAGCUACGUAUUCAUCAUUAUAUCAUUGGCUUGGUCCUUAUUCCAGGUACAAAGACCAGGGGUUACACAGCGUUUCUCUUCCAGGGACUACUUUUGGGACUCAUCGUAAACGGUGUGGCUCGAUGGGGAUUUGCUUCCAUUGAAGAAACCAACCUAUCACUUCUAAGAGACGAUUCUGCCGGUAGAGCAGAGCCACCGUCAUUUUUAGGCUACACAAAAAAAAAUAACAGUAUUACUUGGACUGAAGUGGAAUUUCCCACCACAAAUAAGCAGACAGAGAAACACCCGGUACUAUAUUCGGUGUUAAUUAACGACGUUGAGGUCUAUAAAGGACCGGAUGUCAGCAUCAACAUAGCCGAAUUGACCAAGAAUAACACGGAAUUCGGAACUCUACUAACACAGGCUGUUGGAUAUCAUGAAGAGGUUCAAGUGUAUAUAAGGAUUGCGUCGUUGGGCCGGAAAGGAGAUCAGAGAAGCGGGUACUGUGAUGCAGAAACGAUGGAAAUUACCCAAUCUCAGCUUAAGAUUUCUCGUUGA